Stylonychia lemnae is the source of this 339-nucleotide messenger RNA. Lineage: Eukaryota; Ciliophora; Spirotrichea; Sporadotrichida; Oxytrichidae. The record is from the annotation of a GenBank genome assembly.
AUGAAGGAUAAAAAGCUCCUAUUAAAGAUUCUCUUAUUUUUAAACUUGAAGUAAAGUUAUAGUCCCAAGUCAACUUACAAGUAUCCCUCAACUUAUUCAUCCUACUAUACUUAUAAGUCAAUUUAAUAGAUAGUGUAUAAGCCAGUUUAUAAGUCCUCCUACUACUCUUACACUCCAACUUACAAGACACCGAACUUUAAUACUUAUACCUAUUAUUAUAGUUACACUGAAACUUAAGGAAAUGAUGAUAAAUAACCAACUGAACCUAUGGCUAACCCAAUGGCAAUGAUACAUUACAAUCUGCUGCUAAUGAUUCUGUAGAAUCUUAAAGCUAUCUGA